Messenger RNA from Solanum dulcamara, 2378 nucleotides. RefSeq names its product F-box/LRR-repeat MAX2 homolog A-like. The transcript has a single exon. Gene Ontology annotation, biological process: SCF-dependent proteasomal ubiquitin-dependent protein catabolic process. The coding region runs from base 120 to 2258 and encodes 712 amino acids. The record is from RefSeq and is a predicted model, not a curated record. Lineage: Eukaryota; Viridiplantae; Streptophyta; Magnoliopsida; Solanales; Solanaceae. Gene Ontology annotation, cellular component: SCF ubiquitin ligase complex.
ACAACCCUCAUCCCAUCUCAAUUUAUAAACCCAAUUUCCCAAAAACCUUCCCAAUCACUACAACCCAAAAAUCCUCACUGUUGAAACUUUGAAAUUUUCCCAUUGCAAAAAGCCUAUCAAUGGCGGCACAGCUUACUUGUACCACCACCAUUAACGACCUUCCCGAUGUCAUCCUCUCCAACAUCAUCGCCGCCGUCUCCGACGUACGCAGCCGCAACUCCACCUCACUCGUCUGCCGGAAAUGGCUCGUCCUCGAACACUCCACGCGCUCUUCUCUCACGCUCCGUGGCAACGUCCGUGACCUCCUCUACAGGUUUCCCACUUGCUUCAGAUCCGUUACCCACCUUGACCUCUCCCUUAUCUCACCUUGGGGUCAUCCACUCCUCUCCCCUACCUCCAUCGCAGACCCUUCCUUAAUCGCCCAACUUCUCCACCACGCGUUUCCGUCCAUAACUUCUCUCGUUCUGUACACGCGUAACCCGUUUACCCUCGGGAUCUUGCCUUCUCUAUGGCCAAACCUCAAGCAAAUCAAGCUUGUUCGAUGGCAUCCACGUCCUCAAUUAUCAGCUGGGGAGGAACUCAAUAUGCUAUUUAUUGAGAAUUGCCCACAGCUUAAUUCCCUAGAUUUAUCUACUUUUUACUGCUGGACGGAUGAUAUUCCUAUUGCACUUGAAUCUCAUCCUACAGUUGCAGCUAAUCUCACGAGUUUAAAUAUCUUGAAUUCGUGUUUUCCUGAAGGGUUUAAGUCUGAUGAGAUCAGCGCGAUAACACGAGCUUGCCCCAAUUUGAAGGAGUUUCGUGUUGCUUGUUUGUUUGAUCCUAGGUACAUUGGGUUUGUUGGUGAUGAAGGUUUGGUUUCCAUAGCUAACAAUUGUCCCAAAUUAUCAGUGCUUCAUUUGGCGGAUACCUCAGCUCUGUCGAACUCACAGGGUGAUCGAAAUGAUGAGGGGUUCACUCAAGCGGACGUGAAAUUUAGUGUUUCAACUUUGAUUGAGGUAUUUUCUGGUCUUCCACUACUUGAAGAGCUUGUUUUAGAUGUUUGUAAUAAUGUUAGAGACACCGGUCCUGCUUUGGAAAUUUUGAAUAAAAAAUGCCCCAAAUUGAAAUCGUUGAAGUUGGGGCGAUUCCAUGGUAUUUCUAUGCCAAUUGAAUCAAAGAUGGACGGGGUGGCUCUUUGUCAAGGGCUUCAAUCUUUGUCGAUAAGGAAUGUGGGGGACUUGAAUGAUAUGGGUUUGAUAGCUAUCGGUAGAGGAUGUUCGAGGUUAGCUAAGUUUGAGAUUGAAGGUUGUAAGAAGAUUACUAUGAGGGGCAUGAGGACACUAGCUUCUUUGCUUAAGAAUACAUUGGUUGAUGUCAAGAUAUCUUGCUGCAAGAAUCUUGGAGCCUCUUAUUCGUUGAAAGCAUUGGAACCAAUACAAGAACGGAUCCAAAGGCUUCACAUUGAUUGUGUGUGGGAUAGUGUUGAAGAAUUUGAGGAUCUUGAUGGUUAUGGAUACGGGUUUGAUCUUAAUGUGAACGAUGGAGGUGAGACAUCAAGCAACUCUGUUGGUUCUGAGGACACAUUUGAAUGCGAGGAAGAUGUAUUCAUGUUUAAACAACAAAAAAGAUGCAAGUAUGAGGAAGUCAAUGGCCAUGCUAAUGGAUAUAUUGGACGAUCAUGGGAGCGGCUACAAUCCCUCUCUCUUUGGAUUGAUGUAGGUGAGCUUCUGACUCCUUUAACAGCUGCAGGUCUUGAAGACUCCCCUAACUUAGAGGAGAUCAAAAUUAGGGUGGAAGGAGAUUGCAGGCUAUGGUCAAAACCUUCGGGGCGAGAAUUUGGACUGAGCACCCUUCUAAACUAUCCUAUGUUAUCCAAGAUGCAUUUGGACUGUGGAGAUACCAUAGGUUAUGCGCACACUGCGCCAUCAGGACAGAUGGAUUUGAGCUCGUGGGAAAGGUUUUAUCUAUUUGGGAUUGGAAAUUUGAGCCUUACCGAACUUGAUUACUGGCCACCACAAGAUAGGGGCGUUAACCAAAGGUGUCUAUCCCUACCAGCAGCUGGGCUGCUACAAGAAUGCGUCACUCUCAGAAAACUCUUCAUCCAUGGAACAGCACAUGAACAUUUCAUGAUGUUCUUUCUUAGGAUUCCCAACUUAAGAGAUGUACAACUGAGAGAAGAUUACUAUCCUGCACCGGAGAACGACAUGAGUACAGAGAUGAGGGCAGACUCCUUGAGCCGCUUUGAAGAUGCCCUAAACAGGCGCCCAAUAUCUGAUUGAUACGAGAAGCAAAAUGUCAACACAAAUUAUCCAUGUCCAGUGCCUCAAAGAGUUUUAUUUCGUCAGAUUAUGUAUUAAAUAUCCAGAUCUCUUUAUAUGCAUUGUGGUUUUGUGCAUUGA